AUGGACAGCAUGCGUUUCUCCGGGAGCCCCGGCGCGGGGCCCGCGUGCAACUCCAGCCCAUGGUGGCCUCUGGCCGCCAGCGGUGCCAACACCAGCGCGGAAGCGGAGGCGCUCGGGAAAGACGACAGCCCGCUGGCGGACGAGCGCAACGAGGAGCUGGCCAAGCUGGAGAUCGCCGUGCUGGCCGUGAUUUUCGUGGUGGCCGUGCUGGGUAACAGCAGUGUGCUGCUGGCGCUGCACCGCACACCUCGCAAGACGGCCCGCAUGCACCUCUUCAUCCGCCACCUCAGCCUGGCCGACCUGGCCGUCGCUCUCUUCCAGGUGCUGCCUCAGCUGUGCUGGGACAUCACCUACCGUUUCCGCGGACCCGACGGGCUCUGCCGCGUGGUGAAGCACCUGCAGGUGUUCGCCAUGUUCGCAUCGGCUUACAUGCUGGUGGUCAUGACCGCCGACCGCUACAUCGCCGUGUGCCACCCGCUGAAGACGCUGCAGCAGCCGGCACGCCGCUCGCGCCUCAUGAUCGCCGCCGCUUGGGUGCUGAGCUUCGUGCUGAGCACUCCACAGUACUUCGUCUUCUCCGUGGUCGAAGUGAGCAACGUCACCAAGGCCCACGACUGCUGGGCCAACUUCAUCCAGCCCUGGGGUCUCCCCGCCUACGUGACCUGGAUGACCGGCAGCAUCUUCGUGGCGCCCGUGCUCAGCCUGGGCACCUGCUACGGCUUCAUCUGCUACCACAUCUGGCGCAACGUCCGCGGAAAGACUGCGGUGCGCCAGGGCAAGGGCGCCCGCGCGGAGGGCGCAGAUGGCGCCUUCCACCAGGGGCUCCUGAUCGCGCCGUGUGUCAGCAGCGUGAAGACAAUUUCCCGCGCCAAGAUCCGCACGGUGAAGAUGACCUUCGUGAUCGUGACGGCUUACAUCGUUUGCUGGGCGCCCUUCUUCCUCAUCCAGAUGUGGUCUGUCUGGGAUAAGAAUUUCCCCUGGGUCGAGUCGGAAAACCCGGCCACCACCAUCACUGCAUUACUGGCUUCCUUGAAUAGUUGCUGCAAUCCCUGGAUAUACAUGUUUUUUAGUGGCCAUCUCCUGCAAGACUGUAUCCAAAGCUUCCCAUGCUGCCAAAAUAUGAAGCAAACAUUCAACAAAGAAGAUUCUGACAGUAUGAGCCGGAAACAGACUUCCUUCACUAACAACCGAAGCCCCACAUACAGGACAGGCGCGUGGAAGGACUCAGCUAAAUCUUCCAAGUUCAUCCAAUUCAUUCCUGUUUCAUCCUGA
This is a messenger RNA of Mesoplodon densirostris (Blainville's beaked whale), 1272 nucleotides long. It is a transcript of the gene AVPR1A, whose product is annotated as arginine vasopressin receptor 1A. The transcript is spliced from 2 exons. Gene Ontology annotation, molecular function: peptide binding; vasopressin receptor activity. Gene Ontology annotation, cellular component: membrane. The record is from RefSeq and is a predicted model, not a curated record. Bases 1 to 1272 code for a protein of 423 amino acids. Gene Ontology annotation, biological process: regulation of systemic arterial blood pressure by vasopressin; G protein-coupled receptor signaling pathway; positive regulation of vasoconstriction. Lineage: Eukaryota; Metazoa; Chordata; Mammalia; Artiodactyla; Ziphiidae.